CAUCUCUUUUUUUCUUUUUCUUUUUUUACCCCCAAUUUUUGUGUCAUGUUUCUCUCUGAAUACUUGUUUGUUUCUAAUUUGUUGUGCUUUUUUGCUGAGUGAUUUAGAGAAUUUAGGUGAGUUCGUUUUGGGAUUCUGUGACACGACCUGGGUCAUCGCGCUUUUUUUUUACUUUGCUUUCCCUGUUUCCUCCCUUGGAUUCCGAUGGUAGGGUUUUUUGUGUGUGUAGAACAACAGAAUAAAGUUGGUAGCUUUAUUGGAAUCUGGUCAAAUCUGGCGCUACCCUUUAUUGUUUUGGCUGGUUUUUAAGUUUUGGCCGGCUUUGGGUUUGAGUUCACUUGAAACUUUCAAUUUUUGAGGCUGAGGCUGGGGUUCUGGUUCCUGAUUCUCAAUUCUGUGUUUUAUCUGCUCUUAGCUGUAAAAGUUUAAGGUUUGACCCGGUGUUGUUGUUUCUGAAUUGCCUUCUUUCCUGUUAGUUUAACAACGUUUUGGAGGAAUUCAAAUUGAAGCUUCCUACUUCUCUUUCACAUUUUGGGGUUGAGUAUUGCCUUCUUUCUUUCUUCCUUCCUUUCAUUUUACGUACUUCACAUACUGAAAAAUUUCUGUCUAUUUUGGAUCUGCUUAAACCUUGGUUGUAGAGCAGUUUAUUCAAGCUGUGUUUGGCUGUUUUGGUACUGGAAUAGUGAAUUUUGAGUUGUUCAAGGUUUUUCCACUGGUAUUUAAUCUAAUUCCUGUUUCUUGGGUAUUGGGUUUUAAGUUUUAAUAAUCCUUUGUAGAGUUAGUUUGAAGCUUUGCGUAACAUAGGGUGACUUGAUUUUCUUGAAGUUCUUGUGUUUUUUGCCAGGUUCCCAGUCACAGUGAUAUCAUGGAGUCUCCACAAUCUGUUGUGUCACCAUUCAGGAGCUCUGUCUUGGGUGAGGGUGAGAAGUACAAGUCUGAUGUUUUAACACGAAGCCCUGGUCCCUUGUCUAAGGACAUUGAAGUCAAUGGAAAGGAAGCUGUCAUGUCUAAUAGCGAGGAAUUCAUUGGUGUUGUUGAUGUUUACAUACAUCAGGCCAGGGACAUUCAAAACAUCUGCAUAUACCACAAGCAAGAUGUUUAUGCUAAGAUUUUCUUGACUAGUAAUCCUGAGAAUACUAUCUCUACCAAGACUAUCAAUGGAGGAGGAAGGAACCCUGUCUUUAAUGAGAAUCUUCGUCUAAGCGUUAGGACAAUUGAUUCUGUUCUCAAAUGUGAGAUUUGGAUGCUGAGCAGGGUGAGGAAUUAUCUUGAAGACCAGUUGCUUGGUUUUGCUUUGGUGCCUUUGUGUGAAGUACUGGUGAAAGAUGGGAAACUAGGGAAAGAAUUCUCUCUAUCUUCAACUGAUCUAUUCCAUUCUCCAGCAGGUUUUGUUCAAUUGUCUCUUGCUUAUAGUGGUGUUUUGCCUGAUGUUAUGACAAUUUCUGCAAUGCCUACUGAGUUGGCCACAAAUGGCACUGAGAAGGACUCUGAUACAUGCGAGUCACUGAUCAGAGAUUUAGAUAAAAUUGAGUUCCCAGAUCCAAAAAUUGUAAAUGAAGACCACUUGAUGGUUUCAGAAUAUUUUGGCAUUCCAUGUGAGGAGAGUCAGUGCUCUGAUAGCUUGACCACUACUGAUGCUGAAAAUCUUACAUGCAGUGUUGAGUCUCUCCAACCUCCUAAGGUUGAUUCUCCACCAAGUAGUGUGUCAACAAAUGGGGUUUCCUCUCCUUCAGUGGCUGCAAGCUCAGAAUCAUCUGAUGGUGCUGCUUCUAAGUCUCCCCUUCAGGAACAAGUUUCAGGCACCAAAGAGAAAAGUGUGGAUGUCAAAGAUGGUGAGAGUGAUUCCUCAAACGUUGUGCUGAAUGAAUCAUUCCCGAAGCCUGUUGUGACUAUGAACAUUGAGCCAGAGCCAAAGUUGGUGCAACAGGAUAUAGUAGACAUGUACAUGAAAAGCAUGCACCAAUUCACCGAGUCAUUAGCAAAAAUGAAGCUUCCUAUGGACUUUGAAAGUGGACCAACUAAUUCAGGAAACUCAAGCUCUGAACAGAAACUACAGGCUUCAAAGAGUGGCAACUCCCGUGUAUUUUAUGGGAGCCGUGCUUUCUUCUGAGCUUUUGCUUCCCUGGUGACUUAGAUUUCAGAACGAAAAUUGAUAUCAGUAGUGAAAUGAAAUAAUGUAUUAUCCAGUGUGGUUCUCUCUUCUGUACUUCUUGAUAUGUUAUAGGUGACACGGAUCUUAACUUUGUACUCUCACAGACUUGGUCCUAUCUUAACUGCUACAUGAACUUUAUCUGUCUUAACGUUAUUUCCUUGUGUUCCUUUUUGUUUUGAAUGUCAAUAAUUGUGUAAUCGGAUUUCAU
Molecule: messenger RNA, 2360 nt
Organism: Gastrolobium bilobum
Lineage: Eukaryota; Viridiplantae; Streptophyta; Magnoliopsida; Fabales; Fabaceae
Exons: 2
Coding region: 866-2110 (414 amino acids)
Source: RefSeq, a predicted model, not a curated record